Molecule: messenger RNA, 6140 nt
Organism: Scophthalmus maximus (turbot)
Lineage: Eukaryota; Metazoa; Chordata; Actinopteri; Pleuronectiformes; Scophthalmidae
Gene: gad2
Product: glutamate decarboxylase 2
Exons: 16
Coding region: 734-2497 (587 amino acids)
Biological process (GO): GABA shunt
Cellular component (GO): cytoplasm
Molecular function (GO): glutamate decarboxylase activity; pyridoxal phosphate binding
Source: RefSeq, a predicted model, not a curated record
GCGCGCUGGGUCCAGAUGAGUUUAGUCGGCGUUGACGGUCUGUGUUGUAUGAAUGUGUGGAGGGUGAGCUGAGCGCGCAGGGGGGGGACAACGGGAGUGUUGGGGAUGUGGCCGCAUGGAGCCACGACGCAACAACGCAGCUCGUCAUCAUCGUGACCUGAGGAGAAUCACGACGGGAUUAUUUCAGUGACGUGAAUUCUUUCUUCUUUUUUUUUUAACAUACGUGGAGCCGCAGCUGGGAGACGCGUUUUGCAUCAUCCCCUGGGUUUGCGCUUUAAAAAAAACCCAAAAACUAUUACGUUUCCAUCAAAGGCAUUUCACUGUUGGCACCUUGAACUUGCUCAGACUAUCUUUCCUUUUUUUCCCUUUUCUCUCCUCCUGUGAAGUGGGGAGACAGGGGGGGGGGCUGCGCUCUGCGUGGACGCGCGGGUGAGAUUGCGCCGGUGAAGUCAGAGUGUUUGCGGAUUUGCGCCACAGGAAGACGCCGCUUCGUGCCCUGUGCACCUGUGGACGCCAACAAAUCCCAAAUACGGAAAAGAAAGAAGAGUGCUUUUUUUUUAUUGUUUCCCCCCCCUACACAGUCGUUUUAUUUUUUCGAUUCUAGAGUCUUUCCAAACCAUCGGAGCGCGUCUGUCGGAUGCGCGUCUGCACUGCCCGGCGGUCGGCGGAGAAGCUCUGACGCGUGUGGAUGGGCUCAGUCGGUCUGCGUGCGUCCUAACUACCCGCGACGACGAUGGCAUCACACGGAUUCUGGUCUCUCGGCGGAGACAAUGCCGAGAGUCAGAGCCCCAGUACGCCCAGGGCUUGGUGCCAAGCGGCGGCCCAGAAAUUACCCGGAGGAUUUGGAUCCAAAUUAUGUGCGCUGCUCAGUGUCGGGGAGGUGGAGAAGCCCGUCGACGCGGCCGACAAGCAGCAGCAGCAGGAGCAGGAGCAGCCGCCGCAGACGACCGCAGGCAACUGCGGCUGCAACAAAUCCUGCAACUGCACCAAAGCGGCCGUGGACUACUCCGACCUCUAUUCAACAGACCUGUUACCUGCGAUGGACGGCGACGGCAAGACGCUGACCUUCCUGCAGGAGGUGGUGGACAUCCUGCUCGCCUACAUCGUGGAGUCGUUCGACCGCGACACGAAGGUGAUCGACUUCCACUACCCGAACGAGCUGCUGCAGAAGAACAACUGGGAGCUGCAGCACGAGCCGGCGACGCUCGACGACAUCCUGGUCAGCUGCCGCGCCACGCUCAAGUACGCCAUCAAGACAGCCCACCCCAGGUACUUCAAUCAGCUCUCCACAGGAUUAGACAUGGUCGGACUGGCAGCCGAUUGGCUCACGUCCACCGCCAACACCAACAUGUUCACCUACGAGGUGGCCCCCGUCUUCGUGCUGCUGGAAUACGUCACUCUGAAGAAGAUGAGGGAGAUCAUCGGCUGGGCCGAGGGCCGAGGGGACGGCAUCUUCUCUCCUGGUGGAGCCAUUUCCAACAUGUACGCCAUGCUGCUGGCCCGCUUCAAGAUGUUCCCCGAGGUGAAGGAGAAAGGAAUGUCAUCCGUUCCCAGACUGGUGGCCUUCACGUCGGAACACAGCCAUUUUUCAAUCAAGAAAGGAGCUGCCGCUCUCGGCAUCGGGACGGAAAGUGUGAUCUGCAUCAAAGCGGAUGAAAGUGGUAAAAUGAUCCCGGCCGACCUGGAGAGGAGAAUACUGGAGGCCAAGCAGAAGGGUUUCGUUCCUUUCUUCGUGAGCGCAACCGCCGGAACAACCGUGUACGGAGCCUUCGACCCGCUCAUCGCCAUUUCCGACGUCUGCAAGAAGUACAACGUCUGGAUGCACGUGGACGGUGCGUGGGGGGGGAGUCUCCUCAUGUCCAGGAGACACAGGUGGAAGCUCGACGGAGUCGAGAGAGCCAAUUCAGUGACAUGGAACCCGCACAAAAUGAUGUCGGUCCCUCUGCAGUGUUCCGCCCUGCUGGUCAGAGAGGAGGGUUUGAUGCAGAACUGCAACCAGAUGCACGCCUGCUACCUGUUCCAGCAGGACAAACACUACGACCUGUCCUACGACACCGGGGACAAGGCGCUGCAGUGCGGACGCCACGUGGACAUCUUCAAGCUGUGGCUCAUGUGGAGGGCCAAGGGCACCAUCGGCUUCGAGGCUCAGAUCGACAAGUGUCUGGAGCUGUCGGAGUAUCUCUACAACAAGAUCAAGGACAGGGAAGGAUACGAGAUGGUCUUCGACGGGAAGCCUCAGCACACCAACGUCUGCUUCUGGUACCUGCCUCCCGGGAUCCGCUACAUGGAGGACAAAGAGGAGAGGAAGAAACACUUGCACAAGGUGGCCCCCGUGAUCAAGGCCAGGAUGAUGGAGUACGGGACGACCAUGGUCAGCUACCAGCCGCAGGGGGACAAGGUCAACUUUUUCCGCAUGGUGAUCUCGAACCCGGCCGCCACCUUCGCGGACAUCGACUUUCUUAUCGAGGAGAUCGAGCGACUCGGCCAGGAUCUAUAAGACUCGUCGCGACCGCGUUCCCCUCCUUGCCCCCCCCCCCCCCCCCCCCCCCCCCCUUUGACGGAUGAAUUGUUUUUGUUGUGAAUGUAACCGGUAAUCUUCUUUUCCUUAUCUCUCUCUCUUUCGCUCUCUUUCCUGCAAAGUCACAUAUUUAAGAGUAUAUUUGGGUUUUAAAGAAAACAAAAGAGAUACACAGAUAUAUAUAUAUAUAUAUAUAUAUAUAUAUCCAUAUAUUAUGUAUUGUAGCUUUUGCCGUGGACUGGGCUUGUUCCGACGCUCCGAGUGAAAAGUGCUUCUGUCUGCUUCUCCUGUAGUGUGGUGUAGAUCCCAGAGUAGUGUCAGUGACGUAACUCUCCGUGUUCUUCUUCGUGAUAUGAAAACGCUUGUGCAAUAUAGGUCGACGACCAAGACUUUAUUGAAUUUUUUUUUUCGAAUCGUCUCUCGUUUUUCAGAGUAUGUUGUCGAAAGUGCCAAAUGUGGUUCGUGUUCCAUUGUCAUUUUACGAUCGUAACUCAACUUUAAAAAAAGGAUGAAAAAAAACAAACAAACAAACAAGAAAAAGCACCUCACCUUACCUCAGCUUAAUCGACUGCCUUCACGUCCGCGCACAAUCCUGGAUAAGUUCUCACGUAGUAAACCAGCACGUGUAUGAGAGACAGAAACAAAACAGGUGUUCGGAUUUGGAAACAUUCGCAAGAAAAGGAGGAACGGACCCGUUUUCCUUGGAAAGUGCAAAAACGCAGAAAAAGUCAAUUCAAAGGUUUGUGUUUUUUUUUAUGGAUGUGGUCGCGUCACGCGUCGUCUUGACCUCUGACAGUUGGACUUUUCGUCUCCUGUCGCCAGAUUCAUGCAGAUAUCAACGCGGGCAUCAUUUCCAUCUUCAGCCGUGCUGAGUGAGCUUGACAUUAUCCUUAAGACGUUCUUCAUUUCAACUCGAGAUCAUCGAGAUUCAUGGCCAAUCGAAAUGUUUGUGGAGGCCUCUGGGUAUUUUACUUCUCGGCAGAGUUACGGCUCUGAAAGAUUUGAAUUUAGGACUUAAUGGAUCAGAUUCCUCUUGAGGGGUUUGUGCCAUUCAGGAAAAAAUGUAUUUGGUCUUUUCACAGCCAUUUCUUUUGUGAUGGUUGUGAGAACCAUAACAUUGAUCAAUACUCCAACACUCUAUAUUAAUGAAACAACAUUACUACAGGAUUGAAAUCCUGAGGACUAUAACUUGUCAUUGUAGAAGUUUUUUCGGCUGUUUGGGGGUUUUUGGACGAGCAGUUGACUGAAAGAUGGAGGAUCUUGAGAAACGUUAGUUAACGCGUUAGUUAUGAUUAUAGAUACUUCACCAGAUUUGCAGCUACUUGAGUACCUGACUUUACUUGCACUAGAACCAUCCCCGGGGGGCGGGGGGCGAGGAGGUCGUCCCCCGAGCAUCGCAACUGAGAUUUCUUCUUAAUUCAUUCGCAAGCAAUAUUCAAAUGAAGUGUGUGGGUCCAAUCUGUUUGCCCUGCGAAAAAAAAAUCAAAAGACAAGAAGUGAGCUCAAGUGUACAAUAGUUAACGAUAAUCAAGUGUCCAGACCAAAUGCAUCGCCGAUAGCAAAAAAAAACGUUUAAAAAAAAAAACGUUUUAAAAAGAAAAACUCGCUGACCGUGGGCGGCUCAGUCGACGUGAGCGCGAGCCGCGGUUCUGUAGCAUUUCCACUAGAACAAGUUAGAAAAGCACAAAUUUGCUCAACAUCGGUCAGUCAGUGUACAAUCACUUUUGAUCAUAGAUUGUAAAUAGUAUUUCGAGAUGUCCUGAGUACAUAUCUUUGUGUAUACAUGUGUGUAUAUAAGACAUAUAUAACCAGAGACUAUUUGUGAGGUAAAGUUGUUCAUAUUUUCUCAAAAUCUCCGAUAUAUAGAUCUACUUGUAUUUUCAUCCUGUUGGUCCAAAAGGCUUUUUUUGUUUUUCUGUGCGCGUGUGCGUGUGUGUGCGCGUGUGUGUGUGUGUGUGUGUGUGUGUGUGUGUGUGUACGUCACACGCUGUGUGACACGUUUCAGGGACUGGCUUUUGAAAGAAAUUGACGGAUUUCCCCACGAGUCUCACUCAAAGACGAGAAGCGGCAAGACUCUGGUGUUGGGACUUUACAUGAUUAUGCAAAGCCAUUUUUGACUCUGAAGCCCCGUGUUUUCCCUUUCGUUGUGUGCGUGUGUGCGUAAGUGAAACUUAUGACGCUGGCGUGUGCCGACGUGUUCCUUCGUGUGUCUGUAACUGUGUUGCCUUAGUAUCAACUUGCCAGUAUCGUCUAGUUUCUCCUCCGCAAGGGGGAGGUCGUGCACUUUAGAGUAUUUACACAUGACCUAAUAAACGUGCAAUGUCCAAUGGUUGUUAAUGUUCCAAAAAAAAAAACUAAAAAACUACUGUUAAUAUAUUUAAGAAAAAUGUAACUUAAGCUCUUCGGUCUGAAUGUGUCGCGAAUCAAGGGUCUGUUGAAAGAUUUUCUUUUUUGCAGUUUGUUGAUGGUAAAGCUUCUUCAUCGUGUCUAACAGGAAGAAGUCUAGAGUUCUCAAAAAGUUUAUUGCUUUUCUUUAACCCCAAAUUCAUUUUUGGCGUCCACGCGCUGUGACACGGGCGACUUCAGGCGAAGAAAUCGGGCCGUGGCCGCCGCGGAAAAACCCCCCCCCCCGCACGCGUCGCAUCUCUCGCUGCCGCCGCCGCCGCCGCCGCUACACUUUGCUUCCUUUGCACGUGCAUGCGAUGCCUUGCCUAUCCAGUUUGUUUGAUGUACUGUACAGUGUCGUCUAUAAUCUAUUUAUAUACAUAUAUAUAUAUAUAUAUACUCGUAUACAAGUAUGUGUAGCACCUGUAAUUAGCUUGGCGUGUCCGACGUAUACCUCUAUAGCCUGUAGAUUAGUGCACUGUCGCUCUGGCCUUUACGUGUGACCUCUUGUCUUUGGGCUUCCUAUGACCGUCUCUCCGUGCCGCCGCCGCCGCCGCAGCCAGCAUGCUAUAAACUCUCGCCUAGCAUUGUACUCCUCGCCACGCUCGAUCUGACUAUCUAUCCUCUGUCCUUUUUCUCUUCGCCUCGAAGACUGUCGCCGCUCAGAAGUAUUAUAUCUUACGUGUGUAGUUACCCUCUCAGCAUGUCUCUCUCUCUCUCUCUCUCUCUCUCGUCUCUUCUGCUUCCCGCUCCUGUCUCGACCUCUUUCUGUCUUUUUCUCUAUCCGCUUUCGCUCGGCCGGCAGCAGCGAGAAAAUAAAUGUCCUAGCGGCUUCCCAUACGCCCCGUUCCCGGCGUAACCGCUGCCGUUCGGUUUGGUCGCGUGCCGACUCGUGUCACAGUGCCACGGUGGUUUUUGAUUUUGUUUUUGGCCCGGGCCCUCGACGCGACGGGAUGUAUGAGAAGGAGAAUUGAUAUAUACUUGUCUCACGCAGGUGUUCUUAGCCUUUAACACAAAAAAAAGAUACCCUGGUUUCUCGCUUCCAGGAAAUAUUUUAAUGUUUAUGAGAACAAUUUAAAACCCCUUCUCCUCAAGAGUGCGGCUCACUUUCACUAAAUAUGGUGCAAUUAUGAAUCAUAUAUUCUGCAAACUGCUGUGCUCGCUUCUCCAAAACAUCCAUUUGUCCUGAUCUAGUGUUACUCUUGGGAAAAAUAGAAAUAAAUAUUGUCUAAACAAA